CUUAUAAACUCGAUCUUACAUCGCAGGGUCAAAGAUUACUUUUGUAUAGUUUAGUGAAUCAAAUUUUGAUCUUUGUGCAUAUGACAAAAGACUUAUUUUUAUAUAGCAUACAACUAAGAUAACUUUGAAUAAAUAUUUUUUUAAUUAUUUGAUAACUAGUAGAUUUGUGGUCUUUUGUUGCGAGUUUUCAUUCCGAUAAGUAUCAUUUAUCAUUUCACGUGAAUAGAAUAAAUCAUGAUUUUUCUGAAAGGAACUAGAUUAAUUAGCAUAAAAAUGCUUCCUGGGAGUAUGUUAUCAAGAACUAUGGCAGCGUACUCCACCAAAGUUUCUCUCAAUGAAGUCGUUAUUGCAUCAGCAGUCAGAACACCUAUUGGCUCAUUUAGAGGAAGUCUAGCUAGUGUGUCAGCAACAGAAUUAGGAGCCGUCGCAGUUAAAGCAGCCAUUGAAAGAGCCGGCAUUCCAAAUGAAGAAGUUAAAGAGGUAUACAUGGGCAAUGUUUGUUCAGGGUAUCUUGGGCAAGCCCCUGCCAGACAAGCCGUGAUUUUUGCUGGUCUCCCAAAAAGCACCAUAUGUACCACGGUAAAUAAAGUUUGCUCGUCAGGAAUGAAGUCCGUGAUGUUAGCAGUUCAAGGCCUCCAAACUGGUACCCAAGAUGUAAUGCUUGCCGGAGGAAUGGAAUCCAUGUCAAAUGUGCCCUACUAUUUGAAAAGAGGUGAAACUGCUUAUGGUGGAAUGCAAUUAGUAGAUGGUAUAGUAUUUGAUGGGUUAACUGAUGUGUAUAACAAAUUUCAUAUGGGAAAUUGUGCUGAGAAUACAGCAAAGAAACUAGAAAUCUCCAGACAACAACAAGAUGAUUAUGCCAUGUCUAGCUAUAAGAAAAGUGCAGCAUCAUAUGAAGCUAAAACAUUUGCUGAUGAAUUAGUUUCAGUGCCAGUGCCACAGAAGAGAGGUGCUCCUCCAGUUAUAUUUUCAGAAGAUGAGGAAUACAAAAAAGUUAAUUUUGAAAAGUUCAGUAAAUUGGCAACUGUAUUUCAAAAAGAGAAUGGCACAGUUACAGCUGGUAAUGCUUCCACUUUAAAUGAUGGAGCAGCAGCACUGGUACUAAUGACAGCUGAAGCAGCUCAGAGACUGAAUGUUAAACCAUUGGCUCGUGUUGUUGGUUAUGCUGAUGGAGAGUGUGAUCCAAUAGAUUUCCCAAUUGCACCAGCAGUUGCUAUUCCCAAUUUGUUGAAAAAGACUGGAGUUAAAAAGGAAGAUGUAGCUCUUUGGGAAAUCAAUGAAGCUUUUAGUGUGGUAGCUGUCGCAAAUCUAAAACUCUUAGACCUUGACCCUGCCAAGGUUAAUGUCCAUGGUGGUGCAGUAAGUCUUGGCCAUCCUAUUGGUAUGUCUGGUGCACGCAUAAUUGUGCACUUAUGUCACGCCUUAAAGAAGGGAGAAAAGGGUGUUGCAUCCAUCUGUAAUGGAGGUGGUGGGGCUUCUUCUAUAAUGAUUGAAAAACUAGAUGAUGGUGUUGAAGGCCCACCCAUUUUGACAUUCUACACAAAAGACCCAUGUCAAUUAUGUGACAUAGCAAUGGAAGAGUUAGAACCAUAUAAAAAUAAGCUUAUAAUUCAAAAAGUCGAUAUAACUCAAAAAGAAAAUCUAAGGUGGCUAAGAUUAUAUAGAUAUGAUAUACCAGUGCUAUUCUUUAAUGGUCAAUUUUUAUGUAAGCAUCGAUUAAAUCAUGAUUUAUUACAAAAGAGACUACGAGACAUUGCAAAUAAUAGCUAAAGUUACUUUUAAAAAAUGGGU
Messenger RNA from Vanessa tameamea, 1791 nucleotides. It is a transcript of the gene Acat1, whose product is annotated as acetyl-CoA acetyltransferase, mitochondrial. The coding region runs from base 235 to 1770 and encodes 511 amino acids. Gene Ontology annotation, cellular component: mitochondrion. Gene Ontology annotation, molecular function: acetyl-CoA C-acetyltransferase activity. The transcript has 4 exons. The record is from RefSeq and is a predicted model, not a curated record. Gene Ontology annotation, biological process: fatty acid beta-oxidation. Lineage: Eukaryota; Metazoa; Arthropoda; Insecta; Lepidoptera; Nymphalidae.